Lonchura striata (white-rumped munia) is the source of this 2705-nucleotide messenger RNA. RefSeq names its product nexilin F-actin binding protein (gene NEXN). The record is from RefSeq and is a predicted model, not a curated record. Lineage: Eukaryota; Metazoa; Chordata; Aves; Passeriformes; Estrildidae. Gene Ontology annotation, biological process: mitochondrial fusion.
AGCGCAGCCCGCCCGCCGCCGGAGCGCCCCGAGCCGCAGCGCGGGCAGCGCACAGAAACUGAAAGCCAUCUUAAACAUACCAGGUGCAGAGCACAAUACAGUAACCAUGAAUGACAUUGCACAGAAAACUGAGAUUCUGCUUUCUUCAUCUAAACCCGUCCAAAAGUCCUAUGUGCCCAAGCUUCACAAGGGUGAUGUAAAGGAUAAAUUUGAAGCUAUGCAGAAAGCAAGGGAAGAAAGAAAUCAAAGGAGAUCUAGAGAUGAAAAGCAAAGAAGAAAAGAACAAUAUGUUAGAGAGAGAGAAUGGAACAGGAGAAAGCAGGAGAUGAAAGAACUGCUUGGAUCUGAUGAAGAUGAUGACACCAAACUAUCUAAAACAGAAAAGGGUUAUGUUCCAAAGCUCAUAGGAACUGUUAAAGGCAAGUUUGCAGAAAUGGAGAAGCAAAGGCAAGAAGAAGAAAGAAAAAGAAUGGAAGAAGAAAGAAAGCGUAGAAUUGAACAAGAUAUGAUUGAGAAAAGAAAAAUUCAAAGAGAAUUGGCAAAAAAGGCACAGGAGAUUGAUGACUUUAACAAUACGGGAACUGAAUCAGCAGCUGAGGAAGGGGAUGAUUCACUGCUAGUUACAGUAGUGCCUGUAAAAAGCAGCAGGACAUCUGGGAAGAUGAAAAUAAUCCCUGAGAACACAGGAAAGGAGACAGCAGAACAAAGAAAGGCACAGGAUGAAGAAAUGAAGCCAAAAGAUGAGGAACAAAACCAACUCCUUAAGGAACCCAAGUGCCUUUCAUUUGUCCAGGGUGAAAAUGAAAACAGUGAAACUCAAGAGCCUCUGUCUCCUGGUAAGCUGAAAGUCACGUUUGAAGAACUGGAAAGACAAAGACAGGAGAAUCAAAGGCGGCAAGCAGAGGAAGAAGCAAGGCAGCGUUUGGAAGAGGAAAAACGAGCCUUUGAAGAAGCCAGGCAGAGAAUGAUAAAUGAAGCUGGAGAUGAAGAAUCUGAAAAUCCUGUUAAGGAAUUCCGCCCUGGUAAGCUCAGACUCAGUUUUGAGGAGAUAGAAAGACAGAGGAGAGAAGAGGAAAAGAGGAAAGCAGAAGAGGAUGCACGACGACGCAUAGAGGAGGAGAAAAGAGCAUUUGCUGAAGCAAGGAAGAACAUGGUGCUGGAUGAUGAAUCACCAGAAAUGUUUAAAACCUUUUCUCAAGAAUCUCUCAUACCUGGUAAACUGGAAAUUAAUUUUGAGGAGCUGCUGAGACAAAAAAUGGAAGAAGAAAAGAGGCGCACAGAAGAAGAGCGUAGGCAAAAGUUGGAAAUGGAAAGGCAAGAAUUUCAACAGCUGAGACAAGAAAUGGGAGAGCUGGAAGAAGAGUCUGAAACUUUUGAGUUAAGCAAAGAGUACGAAGAAUUGCUAAAGCUAAAAAGAAGCGGUUCUAUUCAGGCAAAGAACUUAAAAAGCAAGUUUGAAAAAAUAGGACAAUUGUCUCAAGAAGAAAUACAGAAGAAGAUUGAAGAAGAACGAGCAAAGAGGAGAGCACUGGAUGAAGAAAUAAGAGAAAGGGAAGCCGAAAAAUUCCACGAGGAUGAUGACGUAGAUGUGAUACCAGCCAAGAAAUCUGAGGCUCCAUUUACUCACAAGGUAAACAUGAAGGCUCGUUUUGAGCAAAUGGCAAGAGCCAGAGAAGAAGAAGAACAGAGGAGGAUUGAGGAACAGAAAUUACUACGCAUGCAGUUUGAACAAAAAGAAAUUGAUGCAGCAUUACAGAAGAAAAGGGAAGAGGAGGAAGAAGAAGAAGGAAGCAUUAUUAAUGGUUCUACUUAUGAAGAUGAGGAUCAAGCUCGGUCUGGAGCUCCCUGGUUCAAGAAGUCACUGAAAAACACAUCAGUUGUUGAUGGCGAGCCAGUAAGAUUUACAGUUAAAAUUACGGGAGAACCAAAACCUGAAGUUACAUGGUGGUUUGAAGGAGAAAUGUUGCAGGACUCUGAGGACUAUCAAUAUAUUGAAAGAGGAGAAACCUACUGCCUUUAUUUGCCAGAAACCUUCCCAGAAGAUGAAGGGGAAUAUAUGUGUAAAGCAGUCAACAACAGAGGCUCAGCUGCUAGCACCUGUAUUCUCACUAUUGAAAGUAAGAGCUAGCAUUUUCAUUUGCUUGUAUCUCAGUCUUCUUGCAUCUUUCCUGUUACAAAAAUCUAACUUCCUGUCUCUCUUAACUCUUUUUCUGUUUUCUAGCUGACGACUACUAAUGCUCUACUUUAGCUGGAAUCUUUCUUCCCCUCAACUUUCUUACUGCAUCAUCUCUUUCUCUGAUGGGGCCAACUGAAGAAAGCAAGGAUGUGCAUUAAUUUGUCAUUCCUGCAUCAGAUAAGAAUAUACCUUUCAAAUUGUGAGAAUUCCCUAUUUAAUGCAAAAACUAGUAUCAAAGGCUAAAAAUUAAAAAAAAUCAAUCUGUGAAAGAUCAACUGAAGGAAAAAGCUGAAUUAUCAUAGUGCUCCAGCAUUUGAAGACCAACUCUUGCGUAACAAUAAAGCUGAAUACAUGAUAUGGAACUUGUGUAGCAGUGUUAAUCUAUUGGUGUAUCCUGCAUGAGCACUGAAUAUUUAAGCUGUUUUACCUUAUCCCAGAGGCACUGAACUGGCAAAGGAAAUACUUACUGAUGGUUUUCCAAAACCCAAGUGUACUAUUUUUAAAGAAUAAAGGAUGAUUUAACUGCUCA